Messenger RNA from Archocentrus centrarchus (flier cichlid), 3018 nucleotides. RefSeq names its product transient receptor potential cation channel, subfamily C, member 6b (gene trpc6b). Gene Ontology annotation, biological process: regulation of cytosolic calcium ion concentration; calcium ion transmembrane transport; single fertilization. The transcript is spliced from 12 exons. NCBI's taxonomy places the organism in Eukaryota, Metazoa, Chordata, Actinopteri, Cichliformes, Cichlidae. Gene Ontology annotation, molecular function: store-operated calcium channel activity; protein binding; inositol 1,4,5 trisphosphate binding. Gene Ontology annotation, cellular component: plasma membrane; cation channel complex. The record is from RefSeq and is a predicted model, not a curated record. Bases 135 to 2636 code for a protein of 833 amino acids.
CAGGGUGCGAGUCACUCUGACUGGAGGUCUGAUUUGCUCGAUGAUCGAAGCAGACUCGGGUCGUAACAGCUGAGCAGCUACACAAGAAGGUGGACCAGUCUUUCCCAAGAUGGAGAAAUGAAGGGAAAGCCGUGAUGCUAGGACAAGCUAUGGUCAAACCCCGGAGACAAGCUUUAUGGGGGGCUGGUUACCCGUUUCACCCUCAGUCGUCCUCCUGCCUUUCUUUGACAGAGGAAGUUUUUUUAGAAGCUGCAGAAUAUGGUAACACCCCUGAAGUGAGGCAGAUGCUGGAGGAGCUGCCAGAUCUCAAUGUUAAUUGUAUCAACUACAUGGGACAGAAUGCACUGCAGCUGGCUGUUGCCAAUGAGCAUUUAGAAGUUACCAGACUUCUUCUAAAGAAGAAAGACCUCGCCAGAAUAGGAGAUGCUUUGCUGUUAGCCAUCAGUAAAGGUUACAUUCGCAUUGUAGAGGCCAUACUGAGCCACGAGGCCUUUGCAGACGGCCAAAGGCUGACUAACAGCCCCAGCCAGGCAGAGACGCAUGACGACUUUUUCUCCUACGAUGAGGACGGGACACGGUUCUCUCACGACGUCACUCCCAUCAUCCUGGCUUCCCAGUGCCAACAGUUUGAAAUAGUGCAUAUACUUCUUAUUAAGGGAGCCCGGAUAGAACGCCCCCACGACUACUUCUGUCAAUGCCAGACUUGUAGCGAGCAGCGGAGGCACGACUCUUUCAGCCAUUCACAGUCCCGCAUCAAUGCAUACAAAGGUCUGGCCAGCCCAGCAUACCUGUGCCUCUCCACUGAGGAUCCUGUGAUGGCAGCGCUGGAACUGAGCAAUGAGCUCGCACUUCUGGCCAACACUGAGAAGGAGUUCAAGAAUGAUUACAAGAAACUGUCCAUGCAGUGUAAAGACUUUGUGGUGGGGCUCCUGGAUUUGUGUCGAAACACAGAGGAAGUGGAGGCCAUUUUAAACGGGGACAAAGAGUCGUAUCGUAGCUCGGACACCACGAACAGACAAAACCUUAUUAGGUUAAAACUUGCAAUCAAAUAUGAGGUUAAAAAGUUUGUGGCACAUCCAAACUGCCAGCAGCAACUCCUCUCCAUCUGGUAUGAAAACCUGUCUAGACUACAUCAACAAACAACAGCCGUUAAAAUUCUCCUUGUUCUUGGUGUAGCUGCUGGGUUGCCUAUACUGGCCUUGAUUUACUGGAUAGCACCAUCAAGUAAGUUAGGGAAACUCAUGUGUGGACCUUUCCUGAAGUUUGUGGCCCAUGCAGCUUCCUUCAUGAUCUUUCUGUGUCUGCUGGUCCUGAAUGCAGCGGACCGCUUUGAGGGAACAUCACUGCUGCCUAACAUGACCACCCGUGAUUACCCCUCACAGCUUUUUCGUAUGAAGACCACGCCCUUCACCUGGAUGGAGAUUCUCAUCAUAUCAUGGGUCAUAGGGAAGAUCUGGGAAGAAUGCAAAGACAUUUGGACCCAGGACAUCCGGGAGUACAUAUCAGAACCCUGGAACCUUCUUGACUUUAGUAUCUUGGCCAUUUUUAUGACCUCUUUCAUUGCCAGAUUAAUGGCUUUCUGGCAUGCAUAUUCAGCCCAGUGUUAUAUUGACAAGCAUUAUACUAGCUUGUCCAACAUGACGUUACCCUUCGAGAUACAGUAUUUCCAGCUUGCUCGAAUCCACUGGUUGCCCUCAGACCCGCAGCUUAUUUCCGAAGGCCUCUAUGCGGUUGCGGUUGUGCUGAGUUUUUCUCGCAUCGCAUACAUCCUGCCUGCCAACGAGAGCUUCGGGCCUUUGCAGAUCUCUCUGGGAAGAACAGUAAAAGACAUCUUUAAAUUCAUGGUGGUUUUCAUAACAGUGUUUGUGGCUUUCAUGGUAGGAAUGUUCAAUCUGUACUCGUACUACCUUGGAGCCAAGUACAACGAUGCCUUUACGACGCUUGAAGAGAGUUUUAAAACAUUAUUUUGGGCCAUAUUUGGAUUGUCAGAAGUCAAAUCAGUGGUGAUUGACAUCAACCAUAAGUUCAUUGAGAACACAGGGUAUGUUCUGUACGGGGUGUACAACAUCAUUAUGGUGGUGGUGCUGCUGAAUAUGCUCAUUGCCAUGUUUAACAGCUCCUUCCAAGAAAUUGAGGAUGAUGCUGAUGUCGAGUGGAAAUUUGCCAGAGCUAAACUCUGGUUCUCUUAUUUUGAGCAUGGUGGUACGCUGCCUGUGCCCUUCAACCUUGUGCCCAGCCCCAAGUCAGUAGCUUCCCUUUUGCUGGAUAUAAGGAAUUUGAUCUGGAACGUACCUCCAGGCAGAUUCAAAGAAAAUCCCCACGAUGAGAUGGAGCUUAACAACUUAAGACGGCAGGAAGAUCUGACUGGGGAGGCGUCUCUUUGUCCAACCCGUCAUCAAAAAAUAAUGAACUGCCUCAUCAAAAGAUACAUCUUAAACGCACAGAGGGAUAAAGAUAAUGACGAAGUGAAUGAAGGUGAACUGAAAGAGAUCAAACAGGACAUCUCCAGUCUUCGCUACGAGCUCCUGGAAAGGGAGAAGCGUGAUAUGAAAACACUGGCAGAGCUCGUGAGGAAGCUGGAAGAAGCACUGCAUGUGAGGAGGAAAGAAGAGCAGGAGCUGGAUAUGCUUUCUUAAAAACCAGAAUGAUUAGAAAUGUACUUACUGGACACACUCCAUCCUUAUCCUUAAUGAGGGAUUCGGUCAAGGUCAAAUGUUUCUUUGCCACAGACCUAACAUGCAUCUUUUAGACAAAAUUUACUUGAUAAAACUAGAUAUUUUGUAUUCAUUAUAUAUAUAUAAAAAAUUCCCGGUCUUCUCCAGAGUAUAAACUUCUGCUUGUUGCCAGAGAACUCAUCAAUUUGUUUUGUUCCUGUGCCCGGAUCUCGAACAGUUCCCUUACUACCACGAUAAAGGAACUAUAACCUCACAUUUCUUGUUGCUCAGACUGUGUUACAUAAAUAUGUACUACCGAGCUGACUGCUGCCAUCUGUUUGGUUUGUUUUUGGAGGUGAUUCAU